AUGGUAGCCAAGAGCAAUAGCCUGCUUGUUUUAUUGGUCACUGUGCUAAGCUGCAGCUUCAGCUUGGUGAGGUUUGUAGAGUCCAAGGUGCCCCAAGAUGAAAUUGAUGCUCUCCAAGAAAUAACUAGUACGAUGGGUGCAAAGUUUUGGAAGUUUAAUGGUGAUUCUUGCAAAAUUGAAAUGGUUGGGGUAACAGCAGAUCCGCCAAAAGGAUCUGAGACUGGCAUUAGUUGUGACUGCAACAGCACUGUCUGUCACGUCGUAACAUUAGCUCUCAAGGGUUAUAAUCUACCUGGCAUGCUUCCACCUCAACUGGUCAAACUUCCUUACCUUAAAGAAAUUGAUUUGUCUCUCAAUUAUCUUAAUGGUACAAUACCAGGAGAAUGGGGUGCAAUGCAAUUAAAAAACAUCUCUCUUCUUGUAAAUCGCUUAUCAGGGGAGAUUCCAAAGGAGUUGGGAAAUAUUACUACGCUCACAUACCUGACUCUUGAAGCAAAUCAGUUCUCUGGAGUUGUUCCUCCUGAGCUUGGGAAUUUAAUCAACUUGGGAACUCUGAUGUUGUCCUCCAAUCGUUUGACCGGAAAGUUACCAGUGGCAUUGGCUAGGCUAAGAAAUUUAACAGACUUUAGAAUAAAUGAUAAUAACUUCAAUGGAACGAUACCUGAUUUCAUACAGAACUGGGAAAAACUUGAAAGAUUAGAAAUGCAUGCAAGUGGGCUUCAGGGACCCAUCCCCUCCAACAUAUCUGUUUUGAGUAAUUUAAAAGAGUUGAGGAUUAGCGAUAUAGAGGGGCCACAGCAGGGUUUUCCUACGUUGACAAACAUGACAAGCCUAGUGAGAUUGGUUCUCAGAAACUGCAACAUUUCUGGAGAGAUUCCUCCAUACAUGUGGACGAUACAAAACCUGGAAAUGUUGGAUGUCAGUUUUAACAAGUUAGUAGGGGAAGUUCCAGACACUAUAAACUUAGAGCGUUUGAGAUUCCUGUUUUUAACUGGAAACUCUCUGAGUGGAAGUGUACCUGCCUCAAUCUUCAAGGAUGGAAGUAAUGUUGAUCUUUCAUACAAUAACUUUACAUGGCAAGGCCCUGAGCAACGUACUUGUCAGGACAACAUCAAUCUAAACCUGAACUUGUUUCGAAGCUCUUCAACAGAGAACAACUUAAGGAGAGGUCUUCCAUGCUUGAAGGAUCUCAACUGCCCACGCUAUUCAACUUGUUUACAUGUUAAUUGUGGUGGAAAUGACGUCACCAUCAAAGAAAAUAAAAGAAACUUUGUGUAUGAAGGAGACGGAGGAGUUGAAGGUGGCGCUGCAGAGUAUUUCUUAAAUGGUGAUUAUUUUUGGGGAUUUAGUAGCACUGGAGACUUCAUGGAUGACAAUGAUUUCCAAAAUACACGUUACUCUGUAUCUCUGGCAUCUUCAAAUCUCUCUGAUUUAUACACGACAGCACGCGUAUCCCCAAUUUCAAUCACAUAUUUCCAUUAUUGCUUAGAAAAUGGUGACUAUACUGUAAGUCUUCACUUUGCGGAGAUACAGUUUACAAAUGACCAAACAUAUACGAGUCUUGGCAGACGCAUAUUUGAUAUCUAUGUUCAGGAAGAAGUAUUGCGAAAGGAUUUCAAUAUUGAAGAUGAGGCAAAGAUGGCUCAAAAGCCUGUAAUACUAGAACAUAAUGUCAGUGUAACAAAUAAUAUCUUAGAGAUCCGAUUCUAUUUUGCUGGUAAAGGGACAACAAGAAUCCCUGAAAGAGGAGUCUACGGUCCCCUUAUCUCUGCUAUUUCUGUGAAAUCUGAUUCCAAAGAUUGCUCAAAUGGUGAAGGCAAGGGAACUGCUCACAUUGUUGCUGGAGCUGUAGUAGGAGCAUUUGGCCUAGUGUUUGUUAUAUUAGGAAUCCUUUGGUGGAAAGGAUACAUGCCAGGCAAAAGGGGGAGAAAGAAAGAUAGAGAAGGACUUGAUGGGCAGACAGGGACUUUUACCUUAAAACAAUUAAAAGCUGCCACUAAUGACUUCGAUUCUGCUAACAAAAUCGGAGAAGGUGGUUUUGGUCCUGUGUACAAGGGUCAAUUGCCUGAUGGUACAGUGAUAGCCGUUAAGCAGCUUUCAUCUAAGUCAAGGCAGGGAAAUCGUGAAUUCUUAAAUGAGAUGGGCAUGAUUUCUUGUUUCCAGCACCCAAAUCUUGUGAAGCUUCAUGGAUGUUGUAUUGAUGGAGGUCAGCUAUUGCUGGUCUAUGAGUACAUGGAAAACAAUAACCUUGCACGAGCAUUGUUUGGUCGAGAAAAUCAUCUUAAACUGGACUGGCCAACAAGGCGUAAUAUUUGUAUUGGGAUAGCAAGAGGACUAGCUUUUCUCCAUGAAGAAUCUGUACUUAAAAUUGUUCACCGAGACAUCAAAGCUACUAAUGUGCUGCUUGAUCGGGACUUGAACCCUAAAAUAUCCGACUUUGGAUUAGCAAAGCUUGAUGAAGAGGAGAAGACGCACAUGAGCACCCGAGUUGCUGGGACCAUAGGAUACAUGGCACCAGAAUAUGCAUUAUGGGGUCACCUGACGUACAAAGCAGAUGUUUACAGUUUUGGAGUAGUGGCCUUGGAAAUUCUUAGUGGGAAGAACAACAAUAAUUAUAUCCCAAGUGAUGACUGGGUUUGCCUUUUAGAUUGGGCUUGUCAUUUGCAACAAACCGGAAACUUGUUGGAGCUAGUUGAUGAGAAGUUAGGGUCCGAGGUCGACCAAAAAGAAGCAGAGAUCAUGGUUAAAGUGGCUCUGAUUUGUACAAAUGCCUCUGCAUCACUUAGGCCUAGCAUGUCCGAGGUGGUGAGCAUGCUUGAAGGACAAACCUCUGUUCCUGACGUGAUCCCAGAACCAAGUACCUAUAGAGAAGAUUUGAGGUUUAAGGCCAUGAGAGACCUCCACCGGCAGAGGCAAGAUCAUAGUUUAAGUAUCAGUGGAACACAGCAUUCAACUACGGUCCACACAUUCGAGUCUACCUCUACGUCCGGCCUUGAAUUCUCUGAAAUCAAUCCAGACUCAACACCCUCUUGA
Messenger RNA from Prunus armeniaca (apricot), 3033 nucleotides. Lineage: Eukaryota; Viridiplantae; Streptophyta; Magnoliopsida; Rosales; Rosaceae. The record is from the annotation of a GenBank genome assembly.